Molecule: messenger RNA, 576 nt
Organism: Naegleria lovaniensis
Lineage: Eukaryota; Heterolobosea; Eutetramitea; Acrasida; Naegleriidae
Exons: 1
Coding region: 1-576 (191 amino acids)
Biological process (GO): ATP biosynthetic process; AMP biosynthetic process
Molecular function (GO): bis(5'-nucleosyl)-tetraphosphatase (asymmetrical) activity
Source: RefSeq, a predicted model, not a curated record
AUGAUCUCACAAUCCUCUUCUUCUACAACCAAAGAUUACGGACAACCCGUGCAACACGAAGAAACAUCAUGUGGUUUAUUACUAUUCCGAAGAUGUCCUUCAAAUCAACUUCUUCGUGAUGAUGAUGCUACAAAUACGAGUUCAAUUCAAUAUGAGUUUUUGCUCAUGAAACAUUCUCAUCGGCUGGAUCUUCCCAAAGGUAGAAUGGAACCAGGAGAAACCUAUCUUCAAACGGCAAAACGAGAAUUCUCAGAGGAAACAGGUCUAGAUCUAAAUAUCAUUAAGAUUCAUCCCGAUUUUGAAUUUGUCGAGUGCUAUUCUUACUUUUCUCAUCGAAAGAAGUGUCAAGUUGGUAAAACGCUCCGAAUGUAUUUGGCCUUUGUUAAGGAAGAUGUUGCCAGUCGAGCCUUGAAAGUGAAACCUACGGAACAUGGAGAUUUCAAAUGGCAUGCAUUUGAAGAGACGAAGGAGAUUUCCAUUCAAAAGAAUACGAUUGAUCCAUUAUUGAGGGCGGUUCAACAGUAUUUGAAAGAUCAUUUGUGUGGAAUGAAAGAUUUGAAUGAACAAUCGUUGUGA